Molecule: messenger RNA, 4008 nt
Organism: Diatraea saccharalis (sugarcane borer)
Lineage: Eukaryota; Metazoa; Arthropoda; Insecta; Lepidoptera; Crambidae
Source: the annotation of a GenBank genome assembly
AUGGCAGACUCCCAAGUAGGAAAUAUCGUGAAUGAAAUACUGAGGGUGGAAACAAUUGAAGAAGCCUUUAGUUGUUUUCUGGUAUAUAAACCGGAGCAAGAGAAUGAAUGCUUAUCUAUGUAUCAAAAGAAACUUUGUGCAGUUAUGACUACUCUAAGUGCAGACUUGCAAGAGUCUGCCAUUCGUCAGUACCUUACACUAACAGCAGUUUUGACUAACAGAUAUAAGAUGAAGCAGUUACUUACUCUACUUGAAAACUUAGUCAACACCAAUAUUUUGCAAGCACGCAUGCUUUGUGAUUGUAUAUUAACAAGCGAAAAACUUGUUUACCAAAAUGCUGACUAUUGGAUACAAUCUUUUAAUUUAAUCAGAAGAAUUAUUGGAGGUGUUGAUUACAAAGGAGUCAGAGAGAUCAUGAAAGGUUGCAGAGAAAAAGCCUUUACAUUACCAGUAAGGCUAAACUCUAGUACAAUGCCACAACUGAAAGCUUUGUACAAUGUGAUUGAAUACAUAUUUGAUCGAAAUGCAUCAUUAUUGCCUGCAUAUUUUAUUGUGACAGAAAUUCACAAAGAUUAUCCUGAUAAUAAUCACUGGCCACAUUGGCAAUUGGCAAAUCUUUUAACAAGUUUUGUAGAAAGUUUUAAGCCCUGUGCUCAAAUGGUUUCUGUGAUUGGCCACUCACAUAUGUUGCCUGUUGUUGAGUUUUCCGGUUAUGCAGACCAUCUUGUGAAUCCAUGGCGUUUAGAUCCUAUUACUUUGAAAUUCUCAUUAAGAGGAAAUUUACCAUAUGAUGAUGAACUACUGAAACCACAAAUCGCUUUGUUACGACAUGUGUUGCAGCAGCCCUAUUCUAGAGAUAUGAUGUGUUCUAUGCUAGGUCUCCAAAAACAACAUAAACAGCGUUGUAUAGCUUUGGAAGAUCAGUUAGUGGAACUGAUGAUUUUACCAAUGGAAAAAAGUGAGCAAGAAAAUGAAGAUGAUGAAAUGUCCUCCACACACUGGUGUUGGCUUCACCUGUCUUCUCAAGUUAUUUAUUUAAUUCUUAUUGGGUUCGCUUCAUUCCCGAAUAUAGUGAUGGGUCUCCACAAUAAACUUAUUGGACAAGAUAUGAAGAAAGGAAGAGAUCACUUGAUGUGGGUACUUUUACAAUUUAUUUCAGGAAGCAUACAACGCAAUCCCCUUUCUAAUUUCCUUCCAAUAAUUAAAUUAUAUGAAUUGCUGUAUCCUGAAAAAGAGCCACUACUUGUACCUGAUUGUACUAAAGCUCAUUGCACACAUCAAAUGGCUGUUGUAUGCAUUUGGGCACAUUUGUUAAAGAAAGCAGAAACUGAACACAAGACAAUGACUAUACCACAGAAUUUGAAAGUCCAGUAUGAGUUUCUUCAACAUUUAAUGACUUCUAACAACACACCAACAAUAAUGGGUUCUGACUAUCGUAUAGCUCUCCUUUGUAACGCCUAUUCAACUAAUCAGGAAUAUUAUGCAAGGCCAAUGGGUAUUAUGAUAGAAAGUCUUUUUGGAAGCCAAAAAGCUCUACCUAAUGGUAACCCUGCUACACCAUUGCCUACAGUUCCCUUGUCUAUGUGUAUUCUAGACAGUUUAACAUUGCAUUGUAAAAUGUCACUGAUACACUCAAUUGUGACUCAUGUUGCAAAACUAGCACAGAAUAAAACAAAUAUGCCAGGCAGUAGUAUGAUGUCUCCAGCUUUAGUAGAAACUUACAGUCGUCUACUUGUUUACACAGAAAUAGAAUCAUUAGGAAUAAAAGGGUUUAUAAAUCAACUGUUACCAAACGUUUUCAAAUCUCACGCAUGGGGAAUAUUACACAAUUUAUUAGAUAUGUUUUCAUACAGAAUUCAUCACAUACAAUCAGGGUACAGGGUAACCCUUCUCUCUAACAUACAUUCGUUGGUUGCAUAUCCUCAAGCUAAUCAAACACAAUUGCAGUUAUGUUUUGAAAGUACAGCCCUGCGUCUCAUAACAGGAUUGGGAAGUUCAGGUGUCCAACUUCAAAUGUCAAAAGUAGUUUCCGAACCGAAAUCUUUAGUUUCAUCGGAAAGUGAAGAAUUAAACAGAGUUUUAGUUCUGACCCUGGCGCGUGGUAUAUACAUGACUGGUGCAGGUAGUGAUGGUGCUGCGGUCAAAGAACUUCUGACGACGAUCAUGACUAAUACGCCUCACAUGUGGUCUCAGCACACGUUGCAAUGUUUCCCACCAGUACUUGUCGAGUUUUUUGCGCAAAAUCCAGCUCCUAAAGAAAAUAAGCAGUUACUAAAAAAAUCGGUGGACGAAGAAUAUCGUAAAUGGACAUCGAUGGCUAACGAUGCCGAUAUAAUAUCACAUUUCUCGGUGCCAGGAACUCCACUUUUCCUUUGUCUCUUAUGGAAGAUGAUAUUCGAGACGAAUAGAAUUAAUCCGAUUGCGUUUAAGAUUUUGGAAAGGAUCGGUGCACGAGCGUUGUCUGCACAUCUGCGCAAGUUCUGUGACUAUUUAGUAUUCGAGGUGACCAAUCCGGCGGGCGGACCGCACAUAAACAAGUGUGUAGAUGCCAUCAAUGAUAUCAUAUGGAAGUACAAUAUCGUCACAAUCGACAGACUCGUCUUGUGCUUGGUACUUCGUCCUAAUCCAGAUGCUAAUGAGAGUCAAGUUUGUCUGUACAUUAUACAGCUGCUUUUACUAAAAGGGUCUGAGCUAAGGAACAGGGCACAAGACUUCGUUAAAGAAAACUCACCUGAACAUUGGAAACAAAAUAACUGGUAUGACAAACAUAUGGCGUUUCAUAGGAAAUAUCCAGAAAAAUUCGCCCCUGAAGAGUCUAACAGUACUUAUGGAGGUCCUAUACCGGUAUACCUUAGCAACGUGUGUCUACGAUUUAUUCCUGUUUUGGAUAUAGUCGUGCAUAGACACUUAGAGAUACCGCAAGUCAGCAAAAACUUAGAGCAGUUGCUAGAACAUCUUGGUUAUCUCUACAAAUUCCAUGAUCGUCCGGUGACCUUUUUAUACAACACCUUGCAUUACUAUGAAACGAAACUCAGGGACAAGCCACUUUUGAAGAGGAAACUCGUAACUGCAGUGUUAGGAUCUUUGAAGGAAGUGCGACCAUCCGGAUGGGCUACCACUGAAACCUUCCAGGGCUACCUGUCCAAGACAGAGGUAGAAGCGACGGGUUGGUCGCCAGAUCUCAACUACUACUUGAGCUUGAUCAACAGAAUGGUGGAUACAAUGUCUGGCGUACCACAUUUCCCCACAACGGAUUGGAGAUUUAACGAAUACCCUAACCCUUCAGCGCACGCCCUCUACGUGACGUGCGUAGAACUGAUGACACUGCCGUUAACACCAAACUUUGUUGGUAACAGUCUACUGGACGUUAUCACCAAGGGAUUCGUAGUUAUACCUGCAACGAAAAUUCAACUUUGGAUAAACGCAGUUGGGUUGAUAAUGGCUGCUCUGCCAGAUCCAUAUUGGACGGUGCUACACGAUCGCAUUUUAGAGUUAAUAUGUCAUAGUGAUAUGACCGAGUGGCCUUUUCCACACACGCCCUUUCAGCUGUUCAACUUUACGACCACUAACGAUUCUAUGUUAGAGAACAGAUACAGUUUGACUUUGGCUUUGGCUCAUGCAAUUUGGUACCAUGCAGGAUCGGGACAAAUAAUGCAAGUUCUCCAGUUCGUAAAAGAGAAACUGGCACCUGAAAUUCACACAGAAGUACAGUUAUUGUUCCUCUGCCACCUAGUGGGUCCGUUUUUACAGAGGUACACGGAUAUAUCGAGGGCUGUUAUGGAUAUUACGAUCACAUUGUAUGAACUGUUGGCGCAUAUCGACAAGGCCCAGCCCCAUCUACAGUACAUUGAUCCAAUAUGUGAUUUGUUAUAUCAUAUAAAAUACAUGUUCGUGGGUGACACACUCAAAAACGAAGUGGAGGGAGUAAUACGGAAGCUACGGCCGGCAUUGCAGAUGCGAUUGAGAUUUAUUACGCAUCUAAACGUGGAGCAGAUCAACACCGCCUAG